Hyphopichia burtonii NRRL Y-1933 is the source of this 810-nucleotide messenger RNA. RefSeq lists its product as uncharacterized. The transcript has a single exon. NCBI's taxonomy places the organism in Eukaryota, Fungi, Ascomycota, Pichiomycetes, Serinales, Debaryomycetaceae. Gene Ontology annotation, molecular function: oxidoreductase activity. Gene Ontology annotation, cellular component: cytosol. The record is from RefSeq and is a predicted model, not a curated record. The coding region runs from base 1 to 810 and encodes 269 amino acids.
AUGUCAUAUGGUUCAAAAGCUGCCGAAAGAUUGGCUCAAAAAGUAGUUCUUAUCACUGGUGCUAGUGCUGGUAUUGGUGAAGCCACCGCUAAAGAAAUAGCUGAUGCUGCUGCUGGAGAUGUCAAAUUAAUUCUUACCGCUAGAAGAAAAGAUAAAUUAGAUUCAUUAUCUGAUUCUUUAAUCAAACAAUAUCCAGAUAUCAAAGUUUUAACUACCGAACUUGACGUUUCCAAAACCGAUACCAUUCAACCUUUUCUUAAUGGAUUACCCGAAGAAUUUGCUGAUAUUGAUGUAUUGAUUAAUAACGCUGGUAAAGCUUUAGGUAGAGAUGAUAUUGGUACCAUUUUACAAGACGAUAUCGAAGGCAUGUUUCAAACAAACGUCUUGGGGUUAAUUGCAUUAACCCAAGCUGUUUUACCAAUAUUUAAAAAGAAAAAUUCUGGUGAUAUUGUAAACUUAGGCUCAAUUGCCGGUCGUGAUAGUUAUCCAGGUGGUGGGAUUUACUGUCCUACAAAAGCUGCAGUUAAAUCUUUCAGUCAAGUCUUAAGAAAAGAAUUGAUCAACACUAGAAUUAGAGUCUUAGAAGUCGAUCCUGGUAAUGUUGAAACAGAAUUCUCAAACACAAGAUUUAAAGGUGAUUUAGAAAAAGCUAAAAAAGUUUAUGAAGAUACUAUUCCUCUUGUUGCUGAAGAUAUCGCAGAAAUCAUUGUCUUUGGUAUCACUAGAAAACAAAAUACAGUUAUUGCCGAAACUUUGGUAUUCAGUUCUAAUCAAGCCUCUGCCUCUCAUCUCUACCGUGGUAAAAUUUAA